ACUGAUAACCUAGGAGGCAGAGAUCACACCCAAAGAGUAUAAAAGACGAGCUUCGGAAGAGAGAGGAUAGGACAAGGAAGAGAGAGACCCGAAGAGACAUCUCAGAAGGAGCAGCCUGAACUUCCCAUAUUCCCAACGAGCUCAGCGCCAUGGACACUAAAGGUUCAUUCUCCUGUGGCUUCCUCUUGCUGCUUCUCAUCCAGUUCCAGUCCAGCAGAGCCAACCCUAUCUACAACCUUAGCCCUGCCAAAGAACUGGCCAGCAUGGAGGCUCUUCUGGAGAAACUGGAGGAUAAAUUUGCACUGAUUGAAGCCCUGGAGUCCAAUCCUGACCUGCAAGAGCCCAAAACCCAAGAGGAGAUCCCACCAGAAUUUGUAGAUGACAGCGAUGAUCAGAAGGCUGAAUCCAGACCAGAACCCAGCACCCCUCUGUCCUACAGGGACCCCUUCCUCAAGAGACUGAGGGGGCUGCAGAUGCCCAGGAUGAUGAGAGAUUCUGGCUGCUUCGGGAGGAGAAUUGACAGAAUUGGCUCCCUGAGUGGAAUGGGUUGCAACGGUUCCAGGAAGAAUUAGGAAGACCUCCCUACCCUGUGCUAUGAAGAAUGCUUUACAGUACCCGUUCCUCCCAAGAUGAAAGCCAGAAGCUUUCUAAACUCUUCAAUAGAAAGUUAUUCCUAUUUUUAUUUAUUUAUUUAUUUAUUUAUUUGAUGUUUUUUAAAGAACAUUUCUUACUCUAGCACCAAGAGACCAUCUUUAAAUAAAACUAACACGUUAGAUGUCUAUGCUGGACUUCUCUCCUGUCUGUUACAUUAAACCUUCAUGUAUUUUCCUAAAGUCAAAA
This is a messenger RNA of Dromaius novaehollandiae (emu), 840 nucleotides long. RefSeq names its product natriuretic peptides A. Bases 150 to 572 code for a protein of 140 amino acids. Gene Ontology annotation, molecular function: hormone receptor binding; hormone activity. The transcript has 3 exons. Lineage: Eukaryota; Metazoa; Chordata; Aves; Casuariiformes; Dromaiidae. Gene Ontology annotation, cellular component: extracellular region; cytoplasm. Gene Ontology annotation, biological process: negative regulation of systemic arterial blood pressure; neuropeptide signaling pathway; receptor guanylyl cyclase signaling pathway. The record is from RefSeq and is a predicted model, not a curated record.